Messenger RNA from Podarcis raffonei (Aeolian wall lizard), 7114 nucleotides. RefSeq names its product microtubule associated scaffold protein 2 (gene MTUS2). Gene Ontology annotation, molecular function: microtubule binding. NCBI's taxonomy places the organism in Eukaryota, Metazoa, Chordata, Lepidosauria, Squamata, Lacertidae. Gene Ontology annotation, cellular component: nucleus; cytoplasm. Bases 262 to 4461 code for a protein of 1399 amino acids. The transcript has 14 exons. The record is from RefSeq and is a predicted model, not a curated record.
GGGACCCUAAUGGAUGUCUUUUGCAUUUUUUAAAACCCAUCUCUUUUUGUGGGGGAUUCUUGGAUCAACACUCUGUCCCUAUAAUGACUGAAACAUCUGAAGGAUGUGAUUGACAAGAGGCUUGUGCAGUCUGCAAAGGAUCCCCCCCCCAUUGAUCAGUUUUGUACCUUGACUCCCCCAAAGAGAAGUAUGCUCAGUGGCCCACACGGUUAGAGAAGAGUUGCCUCUCACUUGGGCAGUGAGAGAACUGGCAUUUUGAAGAUGAGUGCCCCGCUGGUUCCCAAUAAGUCAUGUUACAAUUUAUUGCAGGACAACAGAAACGAGAUGAAGAAUAACAAUGAACGUAUGGUGACUGUUGGAGACACGAAUGCCAACCAAAUCACACCAGAGGUUAGAACCUCUGGAGGGGAAUUAAGGACAAAUGAUCUGUCAAGAGAAACUAGAUGCCGGAAUACAGGUGAGACAGAAAAUAACACACAGUUAGAUUCAGAGAGGAACAGACUUCAGGGCACUACUACUGGCCUAUCAGAGUUUAGGCUGCAUUCCACCAGCAGCAGGGAAUUGCAUAAGGAUUACAGGACUGAUGGGGUGAAGGACUCUUCAAAACUACUCCCAAUUAGCCGGGGACAUAGUUUGUCCAAUCUGAGGAUGAAUACAAAUGAGACCUUUUCAGUGGUUCUUUCAAAAAGCGAUGCUGAUCUCAUUCAGCACGUUUCAAAGGAGAGAGCACCUAGAAGGAUUGAGCCAGAAGGGAUAAAGCGCCUUUCCUUGGGGAGAUCAAGGAAACUGAUGGCUAAAACGGAAGCUUUUGGGAAAGAAUUUGUAGGUCGUGUAUCAGGCAAGCGGUUGCUUUCUGCAUCCUUGGAUUCCAUUGACACCUCGCACCAUUUGAUUGGAGACACCGAGAGAUCUCGUAAAACAUCCACAGACCACUUUUUAGGCGUGGUGUUUCGUCCAACUGAUAGCGCCUCCGAGGGAAACAUUGUCCGUUAUUCUAAGCCACCAUCUACCUCAGAAAUGAAGAAAACAAAUGUUGCAGCAACACAACCAGGUGCGGACAACCUUGCAAAUUUCAACAAACAAAGCACACCACACCCUGCUCACAUAGAUCUACAUUUAACUGUAAAAUCCAGUGAAAUUUGGAGCAGAUCAGAAGCACAAAUAGAUCACCAGGGUGAUAAGAGAGGAAAGGCGGAGUUGAAAAGCCCUCUGUAUUCUCAGUCUAAGAGUAUCUGUCAGCAAAAAAUUGACAGGAAUACGCCGGUUGAAUUUCUCGGAUAUCAGAUGGAGGAAAAUAACAUUGCAGGGCAGAAUAAAAAAGAUUAUGGGUCUGAAGUAUACAAGGAGAAAUCACAUCAGUUGCAGGAAGCUUGUCGCAAAGGAGAGAAUCCAUAUUUAAAUGAGGACUUUGACUCUGCCAGUGACAGGCUGGUAAGUAAUAGUAAUAACUCCCCAGGUUUAAGAAAGGGAGGUAGUCUUAGUGACAGCAGGUCGAUGAACCAACUGAGUGAGUGUAUAGCUGAAAAAGAAGAGGAUUCUCCACUGCCUUUUGCUGGUGACAGCAAACACAGUGGCAAGCUGACACCUACAAGAAAUAAAAACCUACAUGAUACUGAUGCAAGUUGCAUUCAAGCAGCUGGUGGGCAUAUGCCUUUUAUGCAUAACACAAAUCUGCCAGACUGCAAACUUCUAAACAGUAAUGAAAGCAAACUAGUCAAAGGGAAUAGUGAUGUUGCGAUGCUCACCUCUGAUCAACCAAACGUGUUUAGUGCAGAGAAUGCAUCAGAUGAUCACUCUAACAUCCAGGGCUGUGGUUUAGAUGCUACAGGUGUUUCAGUUCUGAGCAAGAAGACGGUCAUUCUAAAGAGAAAUCUUUCAAGCGACACUCCGGAGAGCUGUAAAAUAUCAGGAAGAACGGAUACCUUUUUAUGUGCCCCGACGCCUUUGCGCCCUGUGGUGGCUGUGAAUGUCAGUAAUCACACCACAGCAUCAAGCAGUGGCUUGAAGGAUCUCUAUACACUUCAUGUUGACAAGCUGCCAUCGUCUGCGGUCCUACCUCCCAUUGACGACACACAGUUGCUAAGCCUAUCCCCUAAAGUGCCUAACAAGACUCCCUGUAACAGUGGCAUCCCCAAACCCAUCCUCAUCCAUGCGAAGGGCUCCCAUCUGGCCAAGGACGAUGGGGAGAGCAACGGCAUAGAGAAGCUGGAAGACAAGCCUGAGAUAAAACCAGACAUCCCCAAGCCCAAACAUGUGAGGCCUAAGAUCAUCACUUACAUCAGAAGAAAUCCCCAGGCAAUAAGCCACCUUGACCAUGCAUUUGCCCCAGCUGGAUUACCCUAUGUGGCACCUCCUUGCAGCAUGCCAAUGGCCACAGAGCAGAAGGCUUCGAGCGAUGGAGAUAUUAAAGCAGGCACCGUUCUCUAUGACAAGUUUAAACCUGACUUGCAGAAGCCUCGGAUUUACAGUUCUGGACUCGUGGUGUCUGGCAUUAAAUCCCCAAGCCAUCAUUUUGGUCAAAUGGGUGAAAAAUUUAUCCAGGAGGUUGGGGAAAGGCCUGUGAAAGGAGAAUUUUGUCCUCCACCAUACACUCACUAUGAGGUGCCUCCAAGCUUUUAUCGCUCUGCAAUGAUACUUAAGCCUCAGUUAGGACUGGGAGCAGUUUCCAGAUUACCGUCUGCAAAAAGCAGGAUUUUGAUUACAAGCCAGAGGUCUUCAGCAAGCUGCAUCCAUCCACAAGGGCCAAUAGCCAGUUCUCCUCCGCUUUUUCAUCCAGAUAAUUCAGUUGAUCUCAAAAAAGGCCCGAAUCCAAAUGCUACGAAAUCAAACCUUCCCAAGCCAUGUCCAUCUGGACUUCGCCCUCCUGGUUAUUCCCGCUUGCCGGCAGCUAAACUAGCAGCCUUUGGCUUUGUCAGGAGCUCCAGUGUCUCGUCGAUCUCAAGCAACCAGUCGAAUGACAGCGUCCAGAGUGAUCAAAGCAGGACAGCCAAUCGUUCAAACUUUGGAAACGAGGAGCAAACCAUUCCUAAGGCAGCUGAGCCUUCUAAAGAAACACUCAAGGGGGCCAGUAGGACUCCACCACAGGCAUCAAACAACGCAGCAGCUGCCCGUAGGAGUUUACUUCCAGCGCCGAAGACUGCCGCAACACCUGCUGGCUCAAAGAAAGAAGUACAGAAAGAUCAAGAGGCCAACAGACCCACAGUUUCAUCCCCUAAGAGACUGGUUGUAUCAUCCACCAAGCUCCACUCACCAGGACACCCUAAACAAAGGUCACCUGUUCCAAGGAAUGGAUUUUCCACCAAGCCUGACUUGCAAACUCGAGAGGCUGAGCGGCAGCUCAUCCAGCAAAUGAAGGAGAAGUGUGAUGAACAGGCCAGGAAAUUCAGCUGCAUCCAGGAGGAACUUAAGAGAACCGGCUGCGGCUUUGAUGUCUUUGUUAUCACAACACAGCAUUUCUUUCAGAAAAACGAAAGCGCCCUUGUGAAAGAAAAAGAGCUCUCAGCGGAGCUUGCAAACAUCAAAGAUGAAGUUGCCCUCAAUGCAGCAAGAUAUGAGAAAUUACAAAAAGAGAAGGAGGAGCUGGAAAAGAAGUUUGAGGGCAAGUUGAGGACGCUCGGUUGGGAGCAGCAGGAGGAGCUCCGUGCGCUCGAAGAGCGGCUGCAGUUACAGUACAGUGCCGAAAUAGAGCAAUUGCAAGAGGAUCACAAAGAACAGCUCAUCAGGAUCAAGAGCCAGCACCAAGAGCAGGUGGAAGACAUUACAACAACUCAGGAAGCAGCGAUGAUGGAGAUGGAAAACAGUCAAGCAGUUGCUAUUGCAGUGCUUCAGGAUGAAUAUGAGCGCAAAGUUCAAGAACUAAAGUCUGCACAUGAACUGGAAAAAAGAGAACUGGAAGAGAAUUUUGAGAAGCUACGUCUGUCACUCCAGGACCAGGUUGACACCCUCACUUUUCAGAGCCAGUCUCUGAAGGACAAGGCAAAACGAUUUGAAGAGGCAUUAAAGAAAAACACUGAAGAGCAACUAGAGAUUGCAAUGGCUCCAUACCAGCAUUUAGAGGAAGACAUGAGUAGCCUGAAGCAGGUCUUGGAAAUGAAGAAUCUACUCAUUCAUCAACAGGAGAAGAGGAUCAUAGAGCUAGAGAGGCUGGCUGAAAAGAACUUAAUAUUAGAAGAAAAAAUUCAGGUGCUCCAGCAGCAAAAUGAGGAUCUCAGAGUCAGGAUUGAUCAGAACACUGUGGUGACAAGGCAGUUAUCUGAAGAAAAUGCUAAUCUCCAGGAAUACGUUGAAAAAGAAUCCAAGGAAAAGAAGAGGCUAAGUAGGACUAAUGAAGAGCUGCUGUGGAAGCUUCAGACGUCGGACCCCAUGAGCCCAGUUAAGCUGUCGCCAACAUCGCCCACCCAUAUUUAUCGGUCUUCGUCAGGACCUCCCACCCCAGCUAAAGUCAGCACUGUGCCAAGAUGACAGCCCCGUGCAGCUGUAUCAGAUGACUUGUCCCUGACAAUGUCCCAGCCUACUGAAUGUUCUCGUCUAAGAAAGUAUUAACCACAGUAGAAGUAGAUCCCUGGGAUCCGUGACUCUGCCAACAUGCUCUCUAGAUGCAUAGCUGUAUUUGACUAGGCAGUCCACUCUGGUGGGUUCCUGCAUCGGGAGUCCCUAGGACUUGCUACACUGAUGCCAUAGAAUAGCAGGAUCCCAGCUGACGCAUGGGGACAUCUCCCAGGGUUAGAGGCAAAAGCGAGGGAAAACUCUUCUUAUUGUUCACUCCCGAGUGAACUUUUCGCUGCAGUAUUUCAGGUUAGUUGCCAGUUCGAGUUUUGAAUAGCUCUGUGCGUUGAGUGGCUGCUGAUACGUGUGGAUGCCCUCAGGCAUCCAUGCCCAUAAUGUGAGGCACAUGUCAGGCACACAUGCACACCUUCUGCAUAUGUAGCUGAAGCUGUUCCGAAAUGCAUUUUUUUAUAUUAAUGGAUUCUACAAAAAGUGCUGAUAUAUUUUCAUGAGUCAGCAGUUUUCUAACUUGUGCCUAAGAGUUAUACUGAAAUUAAAUGCUUCUUUUUUCCUUUUUUUGGUCAAACCUUCCCAGGAAUAUUUCUACCCAAACGAGAAGAAAGUUACAAAAACACAGAAGCACCUUCUGAGUGACCACUGAGUGGUACAUUUUCUAAAGCAAAUACCAGCGUCUUGAUUUCUUAACUAGUUAACUGCCUUCGAAAAUAAUUGCUUUUCUAAUCAGUGCCAGACAUGGCACUCGCUUCCCAGGUAACAAUCAGAACACUCACCACUGCUGUAAAUACGGAAGAGGCAAGCAGGCCUCCAUCGUUGCAGUCCUAUGUUUAUUUAUAAAGAUGACUCCAUUUUACCCCAGCAGUAAGUGCUUUUCCAUGAUGUUUUCAAAGUCUGAAUUAAUAGCAAGGCUAAAUGUACAAGACCCUGUGCCUCCCAACUCCUUUUUAAGAAGGGGUGGGGGAGUGACCACAGAAGCAUAGAGUGAAUGGGUGAAUUCAGUUAGCGUACUUCAGUAGAGAGGCAAAUGUGUGAUAAGCAACAAAAAAGAGCCCUGUGGGAUUAGGCCCAUCUAGUCCAGUAUCCUGUUAUCACAGUGAUGCACCAGUUGCCUGUAGGAAGGACCUGGGUAGUGCUCUCCCAACCCACAAUUUUCAGUAGGCAGACUGUCUCUGUUGGUCUUCACCCACGGUUUGUCCUCUUCUGUUGAUGACGGAACUGGGCUCUUUCUUCUACACAGGGGUGACUCACCUGUGCAGUGGACCCAAGUAGCAGCUUGAGGCAGCAAUAUUUUUAAGUGAGUGUGCAAUCUGAGAGCUGCUCCUGCCCCCCUCCUAAGCAACGUGGCCAAGAGCGUGCUAUCACUCUCCUCCGCCACGUUGCCUAGGAUCCAAGGAGCGCAUCUCUCAGAUCCAGAACUCACAUCAUCUCAGGCUCGUCAUGUUCAUAGAAUAGCAAUCAACACUGCACACUUGACAUUUUAUCAGCACUCAAUGGCAUGUUUAUGUGUUUUGGUACUGGCCAAACUGCUGGAUUGUUCUAUCUCUCUGCCUUCUUUCCAGCCAUCUCGACCCUGCUACCCAGUGUGUAUUUAGUAGCAGCACGAUAUUGGAUGUCAGGCCUGCUAGAACGUAGGCUGGUUCCCUAGAGAGUAGCAUAGCAGUCACAAUAGCAUUAGACCUUGAAACGGUUUCUAAACAUGAGCUAGACAGACAAAGAGGACACAGCCAGUGUCCCUUCUUGUCUUUGGUGUGAUAGGAGUUGGGUUCCAGCGUGUGUGUCAAAGAGUUGUUAUAGACUUAGACUGUGAAAGCGUUGAACGUAGCAUUGGACAGAUGUGGAGCAUGAAUCAUCUAAGCAAAGAAAUGUUUUUAGAUAGCCAUGUGAUACUUUGGUUCUCGAGUGGAGGCCCAGGGCUCAACUCAUUUGCAAAUCCCUCUGCAUCGUUUAAAUACAGGGCAGCUCAGAGUGCCAAAAGGACACCGAGGAGAAGAGAGGGAGGGAGUUAGUGUACAAAGCUCACAGAGGAACUCCCUGACUGGCAAAUGCCUGCCUGCCUGAUGUCCACACAAGUGCUUCGUUCAGCGAGUCUGCUUGGUGCUUGUGUUGAUGACUUGCCUGUGAUGCAGGCCUUAGGCAUCAGCUGUGCUUGCCAAGACAGCCAGCACCAUCCAAUAGCCACAGAUCUGUGGCCCAAUUCCAUGAUGUACAGAGUAACAAGGUUUAUUUAUUUCUUUCUUUUUUAGAGAAAUUUAUUUUUGUAGCUACCUUGCAUGAUACUGUGAUACCAAGUACAUCUUCUUAGAUUAGCUCAUGCCACGUUCGUUAACUUAUCACAAACAACAGGACUAGAUUUCGCAUAAUGGGCAACUUGCAAACUCAAGAGUAGGAUAGUUGCAACAAAGACCCACUGAUAUAAUUUUAGCCGGUUUCCUUACCACACUUGCUUGAGACACAGACAGCACCUGUUUCCUUGCUAUGUCGCAAACCUUCUACUGUCAAGCUCAAGUGAGCAAUGUAUACCACAGCGUUGAUAAAUUUGCAUUUUCCUUGCAUUGCUCUGUAAGUUAUGUAUUACUCUCCACUUAUAAGCUAGCGAAGCCACACUGUGGGU